UGCAGCACCAAUCACAAGCAAAAGUGAACAAUUUCUUUAAAACUGUCUUCCCCUGUUGCUCACUCUGCUCAGCUGUCACGUCUACUUUUAGAAGCUGCUAGUUAGAUAUGUAACCGUACAUAUUAAUUUCAACCGGUUUCCUGUGAGUAGUUUGUUGUGGAUCACUUUCUCAUGAGGAGCUGCCCUCCAGCCUGCGUCCUGCUAUGGCGCCCGUGUACAGCGGGUCCCACACCUUGAGCAAGGAUGAUGUGAAUUACAGGAAGCAUUUCCGAAUGAUAAACGAGCAGCAGGUUGAAGAUAUCACCAUAGAGUUUUUCUACAGGCCGCACACGAUAACGCUGCUGACAUGCACGGUGCUCAGUCUGAUGUAUUUCGCCUUCGCAAGGGAUGAUGAAAAUAAGGACAAUAAUCUCUGGGUGGGGCUGAUUCUGGUCAUCUCGUUCUUCCUUGUCAUUAGUGUUUUGGCAUUUCCUAACGGUCCAUUCACCAGGCCACAUCCAGCAAUAUGGCGUAUCGUUUUUGGUCUGAGUGUCCUCUACUUCCUGUUCCUGGUUUUGGUCAUCUUCCUAAACUGGCGGCAGGUGAAGGACCUGAUGUAUUGGUUGGACCCAAACCUGCGUUAUGCCAAGAGAGAGGCAGACAUAAUGGAUUACGCUGUGAACUGUCACGACAUCACCUGGGAGAGAAUCCUGAGCCAUCUUGACAUUUUUGCAUUCAGCCAUUUCUGGGGCUGGGGUAUGAAGGCCCUGCUUAUUCGAAGCUAUGGCCUCUGCUGGACUAUCAGUAUUACCUGGGAGCUUACUGAGCUCUUCUUCAUGCAUCUGCUGCCUAACUUUGCUGAGUGCUGGUGGGACCAAGUGAUUCUGGACAUUCUGCUCUGUAAUGGAGGAGGCAUCUGGCUCGGCAUGACUGUCUGUCGCUUUUUGGAGAUGAGGACCUACCACUGGGCCAGUAUCAAGGACAUCCACACCACCACGGGGAAGAUCAAACGCGCUGCUCUACAGUUCACCCCCGCUAGCUGGACCUACGUACGCUGGCUUGACCCAAAGUCCUCCCUGCAGCGGGUGAUGGGCGUCUAUCUGUUCAUGAUAAUCUGGCAGCUUACAGAGUUGAACACAUUCUUCCUGAAGCACAUUUUCGUCUUUCCUGCAAGCCAUCCUCUCAGCUGGUGUCGGAUCCUGUUCGUUGGUAUCAUCACAGCGCCAACAGUCAGGCAGUAUUAUGCGUACCUUACAGACACACAGUGCAAGAGAGUUGGGACCCAGUGCUGGGUGUUUGGGGCAGUAGCCUUUCUGGAGGCCUUGGGAUGCAUUAAGUUUGGACAGGACUUGUUCUCAAAAACCCAGGUCCUGUACGUGGUCCUGUGGCUGCUGUGUUUGGCCUUCAUUACAUUCCUCUGCCUGUACGGAAUGGUUUGGUAUGCUGAAACCUAUGGUCCAAAUGAAAAGACCCUCUCAGAAGACGACUGUUAUUACAAUGAAUAUGAUGAAUAUGCGCCAGAAGAGUUAAAAGAAGACACAUCGCUGGACGAAGACGAAGACGACGACGAAGACGACGACGACAGCCCGACAACCAGACUCAGAGGGAAGGGCUCCGCAAACACCCAAUCUGUCAACGGGCUGGACAGCCAGUAGGAGUCGGAGCCAGUGGCUGGUGUGUGUCUCCUGAACUCACUCCAAGGAGCCAGGUGUGAAGGAUCCCAGGUUGAAAAGGGAGUAAAGAUGCAACCACUUCCUGGUGUAAAUAAAAUCUAGAAAGCUUGCACCUACAGUAGAGGGAGUGGAGACAGAGGAGGAGAAGUGGAUAUCAGGCCCAUGCAGAGUUAUUAGGAGUGCACAGAGGCUUGGGCUACAGAGAUGAACACUUUAAACUGUGAACUGUAGUCAUAAAAAAAAAACUCCUGAACCAUUGAUCACAGGUUUCUGUGUGUAGAGACAGAGAGAGGGAAAAUGGUGUAGAUGUGACUGCAUGAUCAUUGUAGCUAAUGAACAAUAAUUUACAAACAUGUAUUCUAUGACACAGUAUAUCAAUGAUGGCCAAUGUACAUUUGACUGGUUUACUCCAGCCGUAACUCCAGUAUGUUGGACCAACACAUUUUAAUGUUAAAAGCCAUUAUGAAGAAUUUAUUACGUUAAUUGGACCCUUUAUGUUUAUAGCACACAAAGGACAACGUCUAUUAAAAGCAUCAUCAUCUAUCGUCUAUUUAAAUCAUAGAUGUUCACACUUGUUUCGUGUUUGUAACUUGAAUGUGGGCAGAAUUUCAAUGCAAGCUUGUAAGGAUCAUUGACUGAGGAUUGUGUGACCAGGAACAAAACGAAACACAUAGUCUAAUCACUUUCAGAAUGUUUUCUUGCAAAUACUGUACAUUUUGUUAUGCUUGAGUAUUAUGUGAAUCAUUGUGACCUUGAGUGAUUUUACUCUCCGUGUCCAUCUGUGGCUGCUUUUUUUCUUUUUCUUUACUUUACUGAUUACAGAGGACAAUUAUUCCGAUUCCUGCAUGAGACGUCAGGCUCGACCUGUCCGAGUGCACGUCUGGUUUGACUGUCAACCUUCUUGUUACGGCAUAUAUCGCAUCUGCAUGGCUGUGUCAAAUCAAGUGUUUUAGUAGUAGAAUAUUACAAGAGUACUCGAGAUCUUUGUAUAACACCACACAACAAGGCGCCAGUAUUGUUAUUUUUACGUAUUUCACUCUCAUUGUAACAUUUUAAUUCACACCUUGUGCCUGUUUGCAUGUUUCUUUUUUACUCCAUACUUUUUUCAGUUUGUAUUGAAACUAAAUUCUGCCUUUUUGUGUUUGGUUCUUCUGCUCUUGAGUGCUUUCUUGAAGGUUUAGUUUCAUUGCUCUGUCAGCAUCAUCUAAAUACACAUAUAUCCUUCAUAAUCCUCGACAAUCCAGAGGUGGACCUCUGUGGAAUGGACCAGGCUCCUCUGCUACUGUAGACACGACUAAGGGUACAUGUCUCUGGAUUAAGAUGUAAUUUGCCAAAAAUAAUUCCUAUAAAAAAUGGCUGUUCUUUUUCACUGUGAAAUAAAGAAACAUAAUAAAAUGUUUUACAUUUCCUCUUAAA
This is a messenger RNA of Trematomus bernacchii (emerald rockcod), 3068 nucleotides long. It is a transcript of the gene ptdss1a, whose product is annotated as phosphatidylserine synthase 1a. The record is from RefSeq and is a predicted model, not a curated record. NCBI's taxonomy places the organism in Eukaryota, Metazoa, Chordata, Actinopteri, Perciformes, Nototheniidae. The transcript is spliced from 13 exons. Bases 204 to 1634 code for a protein of 476 amino acids. Gene Ontology annotation, biological process: phosphatidylserine biosynthetic process. Gene Ontology annotation, molecular function: L-serine-phosphatidylethanolamine phosphatidyltransferase activity.